This is a messenger RNA of Pseudozyma flocculosa PF-1, 1035 nucleotides long. RefSeq lists its product as uncharacterized. The record is from RefSeq and is a predicted model, not a curated record. The coding region runs from base 1 to 1035 and encodes 344 amino acids. Lineage: Eukaryota; Fungi; Basidiomycota; Ustilaginomycetes; Ustilaginales; Ustilaginaceae. The transcript is spliced from 4 exons.
AUGGGCACGCCCCGCCCGCGAGCGAGCCAGACCCGUCGCGCCCCGCGGUCGAGCCCUCCCCUCCUCUUCCAUCCAGUCGCCGCAUCGCCAUCGCCCGUAUCUCGACCGUCUCUAUCUCCAUCCAUUCUUGCCCCUCUCACUAAACCGAUGCUACUGAAGGGGAUCACCGCCAACAUCCGUGUGCCCGACGGCAACGGCGGCCGAGACACGUUGGAAGAGUUCCAAACCUCGGCCAAAGGUCGCGCCGCUCGAUCGACGUACGUGUGUUCCAUCGACGACACGGCCUUUGAGCUGUUCCUUCGUCGCGACAAGGAGAUCUCGGACGACCUCGUCGUCGAGCUUACCAUCGACGGAGUGGAGGUAGACGGAGUAUGGCACUGGGAGGAGGGCACCGGCCUCGACUUCCCGCUCGACUGCGUGCCCUGCGGACGCGACGAGGAGCGUCUCCUUCGUUUCGCAAAGAUCGCACGCAUCAAGAACGAGGACGAGCCUGACGACGAGGACGAGACGGAGCUCGGCUGCAUCGAGGUGGCCGUGCAUCGCGUCAAGAUCCUAGGCACCAAGCGACGGGCCUGGUUCGGCGCAGCUACCGACCCCUGCAACGUGUCGGACCAUGCCGCUACUGACCGCAAGAACCGCGGCGGCAUCCCGCCGAGCCACAAGAUAGCCCUCGGCGAGCGCCGCAAGACCAAGCGGUUGCCCGAUCUCGAGCAAGUUUACGAGUACCGGGAUGCGAAAGCCCUCGCGAUCUUCACCUACUAUUACGCCUCAAGAGACGUGCUCGAGGCCAGCGGCAUCGUGCCCUCGGCGCCGGCGCCGUCGGGAUCUCGUUCAGAGCCGACCGCCGCCGAUGAUGCUACGCGCUCUAUCGCAGCGGCCAACGCCGAUGUCAAGGUCGAAGUGCACGAUGACCCGGAGCUGACGAGCCCUGACUCGGCGGCCAGCGUCAACGUCAAGCUCGAGGCGCACGACGAUACACCGGACGACGGUCGCCGCCGUUCAAAGCGCCUGCGCACGAGCGCAAACCGCCCGUAA